AUGUUGCGAGGGAGAGACUCCGACGACCUCAGGUUAGUAAGUCUUCAACAACACGAGGAGAGCGAGACUAACACCCACCAAGACCAGAACUCGGAGCCCGUACACUACGCCCCGGCUGGGUCCAUCUGCGAGGUCCGUAACCUCUACGAGACGAAGCCGGACAAAAAGGGUCGCACAACGUGGACGAAGGAGUACCCUGACGACCUCACCGUCCCGGCCGAGAAUACAGAAUCUGGUCAGUACGCACUCCUGGUGCGGAAUAUCAAGUGCUAUGACGGCCGUAAACCCCUCCAAAUUCACUCCAUUGUCGUUCAGAAUGACCUGCUCAAGAAAUUCCUGGAGAAAGUCUUCAAGGGUUACCCUGGCCUGACCAUGACGCUGAAACGGGUGGAGUUCCAGACGCCCUUCAUGCCAUUUGUCCACCGGUGGGAGGAAUUCUCGAAGGCACGGGAUGAAGUCGAAGACUUGGCGACAAAGUCUGUGGUCGACCUUCUCUACCGAAUUCUGGAGGAAGAGCUUCGUGAGACCAUUACCCGCAAGAAGGACCUCGUCCUCCAUGGUGUGGUCACUCACGAUUUACUUUGGGCAAUCUUUGAACCGGGAGUCCAUGUUUAUUCUGUCUGUGACGACCACGAGCGUGUCUUCCAGUUGAUGUCGAGCUCGAUGGAUUGUAAUGGGCUAUUCGUUCUGUCCUCCAAGUACGUUGACUAUGACGGGAAUGGCUUUGGAUAUAGAAAGGAAGGCCAAUGCAUCCGCCCGUUCCAAGGGACACUGCCAAUUGCUGCCCUACCUGUCUUCCCCCUGAAAUUUCACCCGAAUGCAGACGGCGUGCGGGAGAAUCUCACUGUCCGGGGGAAGGCGUGGGAGGAAUACAGCGGAUAUCACUACAAGCAGUACGAAGGACCGGGGUUCACCAAGUUCAUGGGACGAGACAUCCAGCUCAACGUCAAGAGUCGGAUCAUUAUUGACGGCGAGGCGUACAAUACCUUCAACCCCAACGACUCGAUCAGAGUUGAUGGCUGCAUCAAAACACUCAAAGAUGGGAACCGGCUUCUGGCGACUCCCAUGCUGCGUGGGUACUCACUGAAGGAUAAAAAGUGGCUCGAAUUCUAUCUCGAAGGGGUAAGGGAUAUUGUCUGGGACUCACAGGCCUUCGACUCGUUGGUCCUUCCGGCAGAGCAGCAGCGGCUGAAAGGUCUGAUUCUGGCUAUCGCAAAGGCUCAGUCGAAGCAGAUGGAUACCUUUGACGACGUAGUGCAGGGCAAGGGUCGGGGUGUCAUUCUCCAGCUGAGUGGUCCUCCUGGAGUAGGAAAGACGCUCACGGCCGAGAGUGUGGCCGAGGUCAUGCGGGUUCCUCUGUACGUCUUGAGUGCGGGCGACCUCGGCACAUCCGCUGGGAAUGUCGAGAAGGCAUUGAAAGAUAUCCUUCGCAUGGUCCCUAAGUGGGGCGCGGUCCUUCUGCUGGACGAGGCGGAUGUGUUUAUGGAGGCGCGCAAUUCGACGGAUCUGGAGCGAAAUGAGUUGGUUUCGAUCUUUUUGCGACUGUUGGAAUAUUAUGAGGGUAUUUUGUUCCUCACGACCAAUCGUGCGGAAAGCAUCGAUCCGGCUUUUGAGUCGCGUAUCCAUGUGUCGGUUCGGUACCCUGACCUCGACGUCAAUUCACGGCGCCAGAUCUGGGCACAAUUCCUGGGCGGGAAUGGGAGAUUCUCAUCGGAGCAGCUGGACUAUCUUGCCCAGGUGAAGCUCAACGGCCGGCAGAUCAAGAACGUGCUGAAGACGGCGCAUCUUCUGGCGCGCGAGCAGGACCAAGACAUCGGGUAUGAUCAUGUUCGGACGGUUCUGGACCUGCGAGCACCAAGUGCUGCGAACCUGAUGGAUGUGACCAAUUGA
Aspergillus bombycis is the source of this 1890-nucleotide messenger RNA. RefSeq names its product ATP-binding protein. Gene Ontology annotation, molecular function: ATP binding; ATP hydrolysis activity. The transcript has 3 exons. NCBI's taxonomy places the organism in Eukaryota, Fungi, Ascomycota, Eurotiomycetes, Eurotiales, Aspergillaceae. The coding region runs from base 1 to 1890 and encodes 629 amino acids. The record is from RefSeq and is a predicted model, not a curated record.